Molecule: messenger RNA, 1065 nt
Organism: Vespa mandarinia (Asian giant hornet)
Lineage: Eukaryota; Metazoa; Arthropoda; Insecta; Hymenoptera; Vespidae
Biological process (GO): detection of chemical stimulus involved in sensory perception of smell; sensory perception of smell
Cellular component (GO): plasma membrane
Molecular function (GO): olfactory receptor activity; odorant binding
Source: RefSeq, a predicted model, not a curated record
AUGUUUUCGAAGGAGGAAGAUUACUUCGACAAUGAGUAUUACACGAUAAAUCUUCAAUUUUUUCGUUUAAUUGGAUUACGCCAAAAGACGUCAUUUAAGAACAUAAUUCACAUUUGUUUUAUUAAUUUCAUAUUAGCUUUUGCAUUAUUCGAACAGAUGAAAAAAAUUCUUUUUCGUAUCAAGUCCGAUUGGGAUGACCUAGCAGACAAACCAGAACUAGUGAUACUGAAGAAAUAUGCUGAAAUUAGUAGACUUUGUACAAUAGCAAUGGCAAUCUCCUUUUAUCUUUAUAUUAUAUUUUUCAUAUUUCCAUCAUUGUUAAGUGUCUUUCGUUAUGUCAGUGGUUCUAUAAAUGAAACGGAAUUAAUAUUACCAGUUCGUGUUGACUCUAUCAUGAACAACCGAAUGCUUUACUACAUCUGGCUUAUAAUCGAAUAUGUAAUAAUAUUAAACGCGGGCAAUGUAGGGAUUGCUAAUUAUUCCAUGUUUAUAGUAGUUAUCCAGCAUGCUUGUGCACUUCUUACCAUCGUCCAAUGGAGGACAAUUGAAAGAUUUGUAAACAAUCAACAAAGUUUUAACUAUCUGAAUAAUAAAACUAUAAAAAUCGAUGAAAGAGAACGGAUGAUCCAUAUCAUAAAAUUCUAUAAUAACGCGAUUGAAUUUAUUGAUUUAUUGAAAUCGUUUUACGAACCAGUUCAUUUGCUCGAAGAAUUCUAUGGAUUUAUAUUUAUUUUGUUAUUUCAGAUAAUUUCUUUAACUCUUAAUAUGACCGAAGGAUUGACAAAGUUCUUAUAUAUUUUUGGAUCUCUUUCUCUGAUAUAUGCUUACUUUUAUCUGGCGCAAAAUUUAAUAAACCACAACGUCAACGUAUUUACAAUAUUCUGUCAAAUUCCAUUUUAUUCGUUAUCUUUGAAGACGCAAAAUUUGUUACUCGUUUUGAUAAUGAGAAGCAUGAGGCCAUGCAAUUUAUCGGUGAAGGGUGCUAUUGUUGUAUCCAAUGACUUUUUUGCAACGUUCAUGAGUAAGUCAUUCUCUUUUGCUAUGGUAUUGUAUACCUUGCAAUAA